UAGCCGUUGACAAAAAGGCCAUAAUAACUGCAAACAGCUCUCCUCAAUCUGAGACUGCAAUUGAUGGUUUCAUGGCGAAGCACAUCAAUGAUAUGGCUACUGUUCCGACUUCAAGCAGAUCCGGACCCAGUGAGCAACAUAACCCUCACCAUCUAGAGAGGCCGCAAGCAACUUCAUCUUUUGAGCAGCAAUCUUCAUCUCAACAACAACAACAAUUGUCUCUACCGCAGCCAGAAGCUACUUUACCUGCUGUUAAAAAGGCAAAUACAAGCAUCAUUUCUGUGGCGAAAACAGCAAACAACGGAAAUGACGAAAUAAAGGUAAUGGAAGCAACCACUUUAUUGUUGCCUUCGCCCUCCACCACCGCAGACUUUGGUCGGCCCGGUGGACAAGGACCUACUUUGCUCUCCAAUGGAUCAACAUCAAUGGAAGAAAUCUAUCAGGGGCACUCGCAACAACAACAGCAGCAAUCCAAGACAAACAGCUUCCUUGCUCCUGUGCUUACUACGUUCUUCGGUGCUGUCACUAUAGGUUCUUGUAUCGCAUUCCUUAUUUUCCUGAAACGAAGAAAAAACAAAAAUGGAAAAGCCAAUCGUGUGUAUGUCUAUGAUAAUGAUGUUGACUCGGAAAAAACAAAGCAAAAAAGAAAGGAAGAGGAAGAGGGAAAGCAAAAAGCCUUUUUUGCUCAACCGCCAGCACCUCAAUCCAUUACGAAACCUAUCGAUAUACCCGACACGACUAUUACUACUACUGCCUUGGCUUACAAUGACAAUUCUUUGGAUGAUGAUAGACCAGCUUAUGCCAAAGCUGUAUAUGAAGCCUAUCGUGACAUAAACAAGUAUUUCGGUCAAUGCCCAUCACUGGAACCAUCUAGGCAACAACAAUCUAAAAAGAAAGAGGAAGAAGAUGUGUCGGACGUUGUUGAUAAUACUAAGGAAACUACUACUACUAUUACAGCAACUUGUAUUGUAGAAAAUAAAGAUAAUAGUGACCAAAAAGAAUUCUCUACAGAAGAUACAAUGAGUAAUACCAACCGAGCUACUAAUGACUCAUACGUCAAAGCGGAAAGGGAGGACAGCAAACUUAUUGACAUCAACAUUGUAGUGUCUACAGAUGAAAAGCACGAGACCAAUCGAUCCAGCUAUAUCGCCUUAUAUAAUGAUACGGUAGAUGUAGAUAAACCAGCAGAAGAAAACGAGAAGAUGAUUCAACUAUUACCAAUUGUUAAAAUGACUGCACAUAAACAUGAUUCUUGGCAAACGUUCAUUACUGCACAUACAACACCUAGUAUUUAUGUAGAUGCUCGUACUAGCUUUGCUGCUUCAAGCACUUUCAAUGGGAUGCAAAAUACUGAUGAGGAUACAACUGAGAGCGAUGGUACUACUGUUAGUAGUGUAAAUAGUGAGGGUAAUCGUGAUUCUUGGGUCAAAAGACUGGAAAUGGUGCUCAGUAAGAAUACCCAUGAAAGACGAGAAGCGGUCCACCAAAGAGCAUGAACAGUGAAAUUGCGCUUUUGAUCCAUCUUCCCCUCUUCUCUGCCUCUGAUAAACGUCAAAGCAAAGUUCCAUCCUUAUCAAUCUCAUGAGCUUGAUUUUUUUUCAAUAAUGCUUCGUC
Molecule: messenger RNA, 1614 nt
Organism: Mycotypha africana
Lineage: Eukaryota; Fungi; Mucoromycota; Mucoromycetes; Mucorales; Mycotyphaceae
Exons: 1
Coding region: 72-1496 (474 amino acids)
Source: RefSeq, a predicted model, not a curated record